CACAAAGAAUAUUAUAUAAAUAUAAAUUUCCAUAUUUCCCUCAUUCGUACAAAUUGUAAUUUUAUGCAUUUUUUGCCACAGAGCAGCCAAAAAAAUUAAAUGUCAAAUUCAUUCCUAAUCUUUUUUAAUUCUUUCAUUUCAAUCUAACGAAAAACAAAAAAGACCACCUUCCCUCUACACUAAUUACAAAUUCUUGAUUUUCCAUGGAAAUCCGACCAAAGAAACCUCACUUCUUUAAACCCAUUCUGCCAGGUUUCAAGAACAGCCUUAAAAUUCCUGUAGGUUUCUUGAAGUAUUUGAAGGGACAUGAUCAGCAUGAACAUGCAAUACUGAAGAGGGCUGGUAAAAAUUGGCUGGUGAAACUGAAUGACCAUCGAUUUGAAGAGGGUUGGGGAAAAUUUGCGGAGGAGUUUGAUUUGGAAUUGCGAGAUAUAUUGGUGUUCAGACAUGAAGGAGAUAUGGAAUUUGAAGUUUCCAUCUUUGAUUCAAGUCAUUGUGACAGAGAAUAUGCAGAGUAUAUGCAAGAAGAAAAAACCAAUAAUGUUGACAGAAAAUAUGCAGAGUAUUUGCAAAUAGAAGAGGACGAGGAGGAAGAUGAAGAGAAAGGUGAAGAAGCAGCUGCUCAUGACAAGCCUUUUGGUCAAUCUCAUUUUGAAUGCACUAUCAGACCAUAUUGCCUUUCGAAAGGUUUCUUGUGCCUUCCUAGACAUUUUGUGUUUGCAAACGUUCUCACCAACAAGAAAUGCUGUUUGAUUGUAAGAGAUGAAAGGCAAAGAUCGUGGAAUUUAAGGAUAACUUCUAAUAAAAUUCAAGUUUGUAUUGGAGAUGGAUGGCGUAAAUUCAUUGCUGAUAAUUUUUUAAAGGAGGGAGAUCGUAUUAAGUUUGAGGUUGUUACUGAUGGAGAGACACCAAUAUGGAAAUUUCAAGUUGUUAGUGAAGCAGAAGCUCCAUUGCAGAAGUUUCAAGAUCUUAGGACCUCGAGCGUGACUACUCCGAAUUCACAAGUAGCUGCUUCAACUUCUGCAUAUGGCAAUCCUCGUUUGAGUCAUUGUAACACGGAAUAUGCGGAGUAUCUUCAAGAGGAAGAUGAAGAAGAAGAGGAAGACGAGUUUGAGGAGGAUGAGUACAAGGAGAAGGAAGAGGACGAGGAGGAAGAAGACGGAGAGAAAGGUGAAGAAGGUGCUAUUCAUGACAAGCCUUUUGGUCAAUCUCAUUUUGAAUGCACUGUUAGACCAUAUUGCCUUUCUAAAGGUUUCUUGUGCCUCCCUAAACAUUUUGUGUUUGCAAGCGGUCUCACCAACAAGAAAUGCGCUUUGAUUAUAAAAGAUGAAAGGCAAAGAUCGUGGAAUUUAAGGAUAACUUCUAGUAAAACUCAAGUCUGUAUUGGAGACGGAUGGCGUAAAUUCAUUGCUGACAAAUGCUUAAAGGAGGGAGAUCGUAUAAAGUUUGAGGUUGUUACUAAUGGAGAGACACCAAUAUGGAAAUUUCAUGUUGUUACUGAUGCAGAAACUCCAUUGCAGAAGUUUCAAGGCAAGUUUCUCAUCUUAUGAUUGUCAUAUGCAAUACCAUGUUUGUUUUAUUUAUGAUUGUAAUGUUUCUUCUUUCUUCUU
Messenger RNA from Lycium ferocissimum, 1610 nucleotides. RefSeq names its product putative B3 domain-containing protein REM15. The coding region runs from base 204 to 1550 and encodes 448 amino acids. The transcript has 5 exons. Lineage: Eukaryota; Viridiplantae; Streptophyta; Magnoliopsida; Solanales; Solanaceae. Gene Ontology annotation, molecular function: DNA binding. The record is from RefSeq and is a predicted model, not a curated record.